AUGGCAGACUCUGGGGACGAGGCAGACUCGCGAACAGCCUCAGUCGGUAUCCAGCGUCCUCGGUCAAAAAAUUCCUCCAACCGAGGCUCUGGCGAUAAUGACUCCCGACCCAAGAAAAGACAGCGACGGAAUCGAUCUCGCGCAAGCGACGUGAGCGACACUCUUCCUCGAGGCGCGUCUUUCAGCUCGAGCCCACUCGAGAUUGAUCCUGACGAGACAUCUUCUUCUGGAUCAAGCGCAGAAUCUGGGAGCAAUUCGGACUCGGACUCGCCUGAAAAGCCGGCCCCCGUCAAUCCUCAUGCAGGCAGCACUGCGCCUGCCAUCAGCUGGAACCAGGGCAGGAAAGCGCCCGUGCGGACAACACUUGGGAAGCGCAAGGCAUCGGGAGAGGUUCGACCGAAGGCUCAGGCUACAAAGCCCGAGUCUGAGCAGUUCACGACAGUGAAUGCGUUUUGGAAAAGUCGCGAUGGCUCAGCUUCACCUGAGCCUACCGAUGUCGCCGGGAAGCAAAAGGUCCAAGAUAAACUGGAUGAAUCGAGUGACUUGGAAGAAGGCGAAGUGGACUCGAGAAGUGACUCUGACGCAGUGUCUCUAGAUUCUGAGGCCGAUGAUUCUAUACUGCUGAACAUCGACCCCAAGGCCGAGGGUGGCGCCGUUGAGGAUAGUAACCAGGAAGAUAUGGCUGUUACGAAUGGGCACACAAACGGCGCCGUAAAUGGUGUGUCAGGUGGCUCUUCUGAGAGCAAGGAAGCGGCAUUUGAACUCUACGCAAAGAAAUACCCCACAACGCCAGCUACCUUGGUCGAUCUGGACAAGAAAGAUAUGGAAAUCCAGGCUCAAUUCAUAUACUGGGAUCGUGAUAUCAAUGACAUUGAUCUUCAGCUCCCGGUGGGCUGUACUGAAUGCCUUCAGUAUGGCCAUCAGGCUGCAGUGUGCCCUACAAAAGAGUGUGUGCACUGCAAAGCAUGGAAUGAGCAUAUUAGCACACAAUGCCCCUCAUGGAGAAGAUGCCAACGGUGCCGGGAAAGAGGACAUACUGAUAAAGAGUGCUCAUCACCGUUGAAGAGCUCCGCUUCUGAGGUCCCUUGCGAUCUCUGCGGGUCCUCAGAGCAUCUUGAGUCUUCAUGCGAUUGGCAAUGGAAGUUCCCGCUGCGCGAAACCUCCUCAACAGAGGUCAGGGUAUCGAUCUCAUGUGCCAACUGCUGCAGCGGAAGCCAUCUCAUCGGUGAUUGCCCAUCUCUCCGCCGGCCUCUCAAUACCACAUGCUUUACACUCAAGGGUAUCGACCCUGAUAUCAUCGUCAACCUUAACACAGCCCCCAAAGAGGCCCCGCCACCCAUCAACUACAAACAGGGUCGUAGGGGGCGAGGAGGGGCUCGUGGCGGUAUCAACACUCGCUCAUCAUCCCCCUCAAGUGACGAUUUGCUGCCUCGCAAGGGCACAAAGCCCCAGCCCAUCUCUCGUGGACGAGGCCGCGGAUCGCACAUCCGAUUUAACACUGGUCCUCCACCUCCUCGCAAUGGUCCUGGGCCCGAUAAAUCUCGGGGCAGGCCCCCACCAACUCGUGGCCGGCCACAGUUUCCUGGGAAUAACACCCGCCAGCGUACACUUUCUCCACUUCCGCGACAGAACUUCCCUCGUGGCCCUCCUCCAAGGGGUCGCGGUCGCGGUGGUAAUGGUCGCGGAGGGCCGCCGUCGCGCGGUGGAUUCCGAGGUCGCAGAGGAAAAUAG
This is a messenger RNA of Penicillium verhagenii, 1731 nucleotides long. RefSeq names its product zinc knuckle domain protein. The record is from RefSeq and is a predicted model, not a curated record. Lineage: Eukaryota; Fungi; Ascomycota; Eurotiomycetes; Eurotiales; Aspergillaceae. Bases 1 to 1731 code for a protein of 576 amino acids. The transcript is spliced from 2 exons. Gene Ontology annotation, molecular function: zinc ion binding; nucleic acid binding.